AUAUAACUCUGCUUUGCUUAAUGAAUUACCGGGAAUGCUCUGCUUGAGAGAGAAUGGAAGGUGAGAAGCAUCAUCAGCACCAGAAAUGGUUGGAUGAAAGCAUCUCAAAUGGUUUAAUUCGUGAACUGGAUGCCCUUACUAUACGCGGCCUUCAGUUCCAGCAUGUUGAGAAAGGUCUCCUCCGCUUUAAAUUCGUCAUCCCAGAACACCUCUCCGACAAAGAUGGAAAUUGGCACGCCGGAGCAAUAGCAGUCUUAAUAGACGACAUCAGCGUUGGUGUUGUGUUUUCCUCCAAUAGACGUAUCAGUGUCUCCGUCAAUUUCGACAUCUCUUACUUUUCACCGGCCAAGAUACAUGAAGAAGUUGAGAUAGAGGGGAAGGUUGUUGCGCACAAGGAUAGACUAACGUUGGUUGCGAUAACAAUAACGAAAAAAGACAGCGGAGAGAUGGUCGCUUUUGCUAAGCAAUGGAUGUCUUCAACUUCAAUACAGAUGACUCUUGGGUCUAGCAAGCUCUAACGUCAUAUGGUCCGAUAGGAGUUUCAAACGAUAUCCAAAAUUCGAGUGGCUAAAGUUGAAGCAGCGCUACUUUUGAAGUAACGGAAAUGUUCUUUUGGUUCUUUUGUAAUUUCCAUAUGCUUUGAAUUUGAACUUUGAUUAUCCUUAAUUGCAAUAAAUUCGGCUGUAUGAUUUUUUC
Messenger RNA from Rhododendron vialii, 696 nucleotides. RefSeq lists its product as uncharacterized. The transcript has 3 exons. Gene Ontology annotation, molecular function: fatty acyl-CoA hydrolase activity. Bases 54 to 518 code for a protein of 154 amino acids. The record is from RefSeq and is a predicted model, not a curated record. Lineage: Eukaryota; Viridiplantae; Streptophyta; Magnoliopsida; Ericales; Ericaceae.